UACCUUUAUGUAAUGGUCGAGCAGCCAUGAGGAGAAGCAAGCAGUGGGAUGUCAGAGGAGCUGUGGGCCUUUCAGGCUUCUUUCACUUCCUGCAUUGUUGGGCUUUAGGAUGCCUUCUGCCCUUCCUUACUCUCUACCUCCGGCACCUUGGCCUCACCGCUUCCAUGACAGGCAUCAUCAUGGCCGCCAAGCACCUGGUGGCUCUGGUUUGGAGGCCUGUCUCCAGUGCCCUGGCCAGACGCUAUAACAAAAGACGCAUGGUCAUAAUAGGGUCCGUCAUCUCUUCAGCAACAGCUGCUAUGAUACUUCUGCUCUUCCCGCCCACAGGAGUGAGCACGGAGAGUGGAAGCUGUAAUGUAAGUCAGCUGAAUGCUAACCAUACAGUAUAUGAGUUUGACUCCACCACUCAUGAACCCCGGACAACUCCACAAACACACUCCACGCAUGUUGCAUAUUCAGCAGAACCUAAGAUGAAGUUUACAGAAGGACAUAGUGCAAUGGCAGACAACAUCAGUGCAAAUUCAAUCACCAAAAGUGCCUCUGAAACUCAGACAUUUGAAGCAGGUUCAGAUGAAAUUAGCAGCAAAGAAGCUCUGGAAACAAAAACUACUCGGGGCAACCCAGAAAAGAAGAGUAGGUCUUUAAGAAGGCGUGAAGAAAAGCAGGAGGAGACAGAUAUGGAAAUGGCCAGAUCUGAGUUCCUUGGAAGCUUGAAAGUCAUGGAUGCUCAACAUCAGAUGUUUUUCUUGGUAAUGAUUGUAGUAGGGAUAUGGGAGGUCAUGGCUGCCCCACUAGAGUGGACAGCUGAUGAUGGACUGCAUGAGUACCUUGAUUUUGUGGAUGCUUCAGAUCGCCAUAGUACUGUUAAACCUUGGAGACAUCUAGGGACUGCUGGUGGUGUGGGAAUCACUGGCAUUCUAGUAAGCAUCCUAUCCUGUCUCAUUGGAACUGUGCUGCACUUUUAUGCCUACGCUUUAUUCAUGGUCAUAAUGGUACCUGUUGUUGCUUUGUUACCACUUUACCGCCACAAACGUGAAUGUCUGCCUGGUGGUGGCUUGAAGGCCCUGUUGCUGGUGCAAGGUGAUCAACGGGCCAUGCUCUGUGCCAUCACUGCCCUCUUUACUGGCAUGGCAGGCUCAGCUAUAUCUGACUUUUUCUUAUGGCUGAUGCAGGACCACAGUGCGUCAGAGCUUCAGAUGGGCAUUACUUUGGGUCUGGCACCUCUAUGCCAGGCUGCUUUUGCCCCUUUGAAUGGAAGUGUGGCCAGUUUCCUGAAAUCCCAUGGGCGGCUACAGCUUCUUGGCAUUUUGGGUCUGUCUCUACAGUGCCUUUACUACUCUUUCUUAUGGGUACCCUGGGCUGCACUUCCUGCUCAACUGCUGGCUGGACUUAGCACCGGGACCCUCUGGUGGUCGAUAGAGGCUCAGUGUGCAGAUACUGCCUCACCGGGGACAGAGAGGCAAGUUUUCCGAGUCUUUGAGGUCCUGUCUCUGGAUCUUGGGGCUGGGCUUGGCAGCCUGUUGGGGGGGUUGGUGGUGCAGAAGUUUGGAUUAGGGGUACUCUUCCAGGGUACAGCGGUUAUGCUUGCAUUGUGGAGCGUUACUUUAGCUGUGUUGCAGUGGAGGAUCCCUCGUCAGCGCAGGAUAAACUACUCCCGUCUGCUGGCAGCUGAUGCCAGUGAGGUAAGCGAGUCAGAAUCUGACCAGGACCAUGACUGGCUGGAGAAAGCCAUGGAGGAAGAUAAGGGGAACAACAACUGGAGGAGUUCUGAGAAAUAAGGAUUACAGCUGAUAAACAUUUUUCCACAAAGAAAUUUAUGCUAGUCACCAAUGGCCACCUACGUCUAAGCCUAUGUAAUGUGAAGGACUCCAUGUGAAGGACUCAAGUGUUCCAAAUGACUCUUCGUGGCUUCAAGAACGUUACAGAAGAAAGUUGCUGCAGCUGCAGUUUUGCUCAGCUGCCAGAAUGCCAAUGUAUCUGUCUUUGACUACGUGUUAUUGGAGAAUAUGUUUUGCCAUUAUCUUAAAAGUAAAUGCUCAUCAUAAUCUCA
This is a messenger RNA of Pygocentrus nattereri (red-bellied piranha), 2050 nucleotides long. It is a transcript of the gene mfsd6l, whose product is annotated as major facilitator superfamily domain containing 6-like. Gene Ontology annotation, cellular component: membrane. NCBI's taxonomy places the organism in Eukaryota, Metazoa, Chordata, Actinopteri, Characiformes, Serrasalmidae. The transcript has a single exon. The record is from RefSeq and is a predicted model, not a curated record. Bases 27 to 1778 code for a protein of 583 amino acids.